Messenger RNA from Polyodon spathula (Mississippi paddlefish), 3574 nucleotides. RefSeq names its product U2 snRNP-associated SURP motif-containing protein-like. Bases 142 to 2910 code for a protein of 922 amino acids. Lineage: Eukaryota; Metazoa; Chordata; Actinopteri; Acipenseriformes; Polyodontidae. Gene Ontology annotation, cellular component: nucleus. The transcript has 24 exons. The record is from RefSeq and is a predicted model, not a curated record. Gene Ontology annotation, molecular function: RNA binding. Gene Ontology annotation, biological process: RNA processing.
UGUUUGUGCAGUUCUGUGUUUGUAGUUACUGUAGAAGCGUAUGCUGUGUCAUAACUGAGAAAUGAAAAGGGGAUCCAGCCACAGUGCUACAGCGCCUGGAGAAGAGAGGGGGUGGGGGCGCAACAAACGAAAAUUGUAAAAAUGGCAGAUCGCAAGCUAAAAGCCUUUGGUACUAAAAGGACGUUAAGUAAAAAGGAACAAGAUGAACUUAAGAAAAAGGAGGAAGAAGAGAAAGCUGCAGAAGUAUUUGAAGAAUUUUUGGCAUCCUUUGAUGGUAGUGAUGACAGCACUGUGAAGACCUUUGUACGAGGGGGCAUUGUAAAUGCAACAAAAGAGGAGGAAGCUGCAGAAAUUAAGAAGAACAAACUGUACAGACCAGCGACAAAAUUGACUCCAGUGCAGCAGAAUAAUGUUUUAUCCACACCAUCUUGUGACUCAAAGAAACCUUUUAUAAAGAAGAAAACAGAAGAGAAAAAGAAAAGUAACCUGGAACUGUUUAAAGAGGAACUCAAACAGAUACAGGAGGAACGUGAGGAGCGAUACAAAAGAAAAAAAUGUACAUCCGAACCUGGCAGCUAUGGAGACAUGGAAAUGCAGCCGCCUCGACGGUCAUUGUUUGAUGAUGAUUUAGGAGACCCGCACACAACAAAUUUGUAUAUCGGAAGCAUCAAUCCAAAGAUGAAUGAAGAAAUGCUUUGUAAGGAGUUUGGCAAGUUUGGGCCAUUGGCAAGCGUGAAGAUUAUGUGGCCACGUACUGACGAGGAGAGAACAAGGGUUAAAAAUCGUGGAUUUGUAGCUUUUAUGACCCGAAAAGACGCAGAAAGAGCACUACAGGCACUGGAUGGCAAGGUGGUAAUGGGCUUUGAAAUGAAGUUGGGCUGGGGAAAGGCAGUCCGCAUCCCCCCACACCCUUUGUACGUUCCUCCCGGUGUGCUGAAACUAACUACACCCCCCCCUCCAUCUGGGUUACCCUUUAAUGCACAGCCUCGAGAGAGGUUCAGAAAUCAAGAUGCGCCAAAACCACCGAUAACUAGAUCCAAGGAAGAAUUUGACAAGACUCUGUCCGAAGCCGUAGUCAAAGUGGUUAUCCCAACAGAAAGGAACUUAUUAGGGCUUAUCCACAGAAUGAUUGAAUUUGUGGUGCGUGAAGGGCCCAUGUUUGAAGCUAUAAUCAUGAACAAGGAAAAGAGCAAUCCAGACUUCAGAUUCCUUUUUGAAAACAAGAGCCAGGAGCAUGUGUAUUACCGGUGGAAGCUUUUCUCAAUUCUUCAGGGUGACCCACCGAAUGAAUGGAGAACGGCAGACUUCCGAAUGUUUCGUGGAGGCUCUAUAUGGCGGCCUCCGCUUUUAAAUCCUUAUCUUCAUGGAGAGGAGGAGGUGAAAGACGAGCUCACAUCUCCUUCGCUGCAGGAGGAAGAGCUGAAAAAGGGCCAACUAAAGGCAGAACAUAGAGAUAAGCUUGAAAACCUAUUGCGAGGGCUGAGCCCUCGUAAGGAGGACGUAGGAGAUGCCAUGGUGUUCUGUUUGGAGAAAGCUGAGGCAGCGGAGGAGGUGGUGGGGUGCAUUGCAGAAUCACUGUCCAUCUUGCAGACCCCGCUGCAGAAAAAGAUUGCAAGACUGUAUUUGGUUUCAGACAUUUUGUACAACUCUUGUGCCAAAGUUACAAAUGCAUCCUACUAUAGAAAAUACUUUGAGGUAAAACUCCCUCAAAUGUUUGAUGAUAUUGGUGAAGCAUACAAAAAUAUACAGGCAAGACUUCAAGCAGAGCAGUUCAAGCAAAAGGUGAUGGCUUGCUUCAGAGCGUGGGAGGACUGGGCUAUCUAUCCGGAGCCUUAUCUUAUUCAGUUACAGAAUAUUUUUCUGGGGCUAGUGAAGACUGAAGAGGAGAUAGUAGAAAGAUGUAUGACUCCUGAUUUGGAUGGUGCUCCUCUGGAAGACGUGGAUGGGGUUCCUCUGGAGAACGUAGACGGCUCUCCGCUGCGGGGAAUGCCCUGGGACGCAACCUCCCUGGAUGGAGCCCCAGUCGAUGACAUUGACGGAGUUCCACUCACCUCCGCUAUAGACGACAUCGAUGGGAUGCCUUUAAAUGAUGCAGUUUGCACUAAAGAGAAAAGCUGUCUUCCACUUGCCAAGGUAGCUCUGUCGAAGUGGGAGGUGAUUGACGACUCCGAGGUCAUGGCACAUGCAAGUACAGAAUCAAAAUGGGACCUGCUUGAUAAUCAAGAUUCAGAAGAAGAUUCGAAAAAUCUCAUGGAGGAGGUGAAAGAGGAGGUGGAGGAGGAGUCUGAGGAGGACAGCAGUGACUCUGAGCCAUCCACUCCACAGAAGGAUGAGCUGCCUGACACCAAGCCCCCGCAGAGCCUCUUUGACUUGUCUGAGGGGAAGCGGGCCAAACUACGAGAACUCGAGUUAAAAGUUGUGAAAUUUCAAGAUGAACUUGAGUCAGGAAAAAGACCCAGGAAAUCAGGACUGACGGUUCAGCAGCAGGUGGAGCACUACAGGAAUAAACUCUUACAGAAGGAGUGUGAAAAAGAUGAGCAGGAAAGGAGAGAAAAGACAUCCCAGAAGUCAAAAGACAGAAACAAGAAAGAAGAGAAGAAAGACAAAGAGCGCCUAGAAGAAAGGGGCAAAAACAAGGAGAAGGACAGGAGGAGGAGUAAAGAGUCUAAUCACGAGCGAGAAAGGAACAGGGGGAGAAGCCGAGAUAAAGAACGGGAGAAAGAGGAUGAGAAGAUGAGGGAUCGGUCAGACAGACGAGGAGGCAGCUACUCGUCACCUGCAAAAACAAAAUCAAGGUCACCUAAGAAGUCCAAGCGGUCCCGCUCCCCUUCUCCUGGCAGAAGGUCGUGGAGAUCAAGCUCACGAUCACCUCACCGCUCCCACAAAAAAUCCAAGAAGAGUAAGCACUGACCAGCAGUGAUGUACAUGCACUGAGAAGAGUAAGCACUGGCCAGCAGUGAUGUACAGAACUGCUUUUCCACUUGCUUCAGUGACUGGAAAACCAGCCAUUUUAUACAUGUAGGAUUUAUUUCUUGUUGUUCUCCAAGAAAAUGAUUGAUUUUCAUACCUUAAUGAUUCAAGUCAAGCUUUUGGUACGUUUUGUAAUUCAGUUUCAUGCAUCAGUUAUAAAAACGAUUUUUUUUUUUUCUGUCAAAAACCUUGCUGGCUGUUUUUAAGAAGAAUGUUUCAGUAACAUUUCAGAAUAAAUGUGUCUUCAAUGUGUAUUCAUAAAGUCUGAUAACAGGAAGUAGGCUUGAAUUGCACAUGCCGUUCACAUCGUCCUAGGAGUGCUCUGCACUAACUCGGAGGAAUCACACUUCCAAACCCAAUCAGAAGUGGCGGAUUUCUUUUUUAUGAAAGGACCCAAUAUGUGGGGUUUCAUUCUGGCCUGACAUCAAAAAAGUAUUAAAUAACAAACAUAUAACGAUAUCUGACACCCCACUCCCAAUUUGAAAGUUUUAUUUUGUUUUGUUCUUUUAAAAAAGAAAACAAAAUGGGUUGUCUUGGAUUCAUCUUUGUUUUGCCAUUUGUUUCUUAUCAAUUUGCUUGUCCAAAUAAACAUGUUCCCUUAUCA